CCUCACCAGACCAACGCCGCAGCCGUUGACCUUGCGGCUUUUUAUCCCCAUCCGGCCAUCCCCAACCCAACUCCCAAAUCCUUCGUUUCGUCGUCUCCACACGCAAUAGCAUCCGAGCAAAGAAGCCAAAGAGCAACUGGGAGCGAGGACGGGAGGCAACAAGCGGCGGCGGCAUGGACCGGAACCUGAGCGGGUUUCUGAUCGGGUGCCUGGGCGCCGCCGUGACGCUGCUGGCGUACCAGCAGACGGUGGUGACCAGCACGCAGAGCGUCGCGGCGGGCUUCGUCGUCAUCCUCUUCGCCCUCUUCGUCAAGGAAGGAUUCAUUUCCCUCUGAAUCUCUGGUGCGCGUCAGCCAGCCAUGCAUGAGGAGGCGUCAUCGCUCCGCUGCCUGUAUUUCUGCUCGCUAGUUCAGUCCCGCAGCUGCCGCUGUGCUCGUCAGGUUCUUGGAAAAAUACUGUAAUAGCGUAGUGACUUUUAUGUACGACACGGAUGGUUGUUGCUGGCUGAAGGGUCUACUCUGUCGAAAUCGAUGUAUCUUAGUUUAUGCUACUUGAAGAACAGCAGACUGCAGAUCAGCAGAGUUCUUGCC
Molecule: messenger RNA, 590 nt
Organism: Zea mays
Lineage: Eukaryota; Viridiplantae; Streptophyta; Magnoliopsida; Poales; Poaceae
Exons: 1
Coding region: 174-335 (53 amino acids)
Source: RefSeq, marked validated